CACAGGGGAUCUUCAUCUGAAUGCAUUGCAUAGCGCGCUGGCGUAUAAAAGGGUGUUCAGCUUCCACUUGGUAUUAGUGUCUUCCAGGGACCUCCAGCGUAAUGGUGACCCGCACGUGCACCGUCCUCCUGCUGACGGCGACGGCCUCCCUGGCGCUCGCUGGGCCCUUGGCUAUGCCCUUCCCUGAGGCCGAGGCUGAGGCAAGUCCGACCAAGUACGGCUUGAGCUUCGGCGGCGUCGGGAAAUAUGCUAAUGGCGGGCACGGUGGGCAUGGUGGGCACGGGGACCACGGCCAUGGUGCAUACGAUGGAUUUGUAGGUCACGGCUACUACGAUUUUUACGGAGGACUUGACAAAUUUGGAGGCUAUGGGUUAUUUGACAAGUUUGGCGGGUAUGGGGACAAGGGUAAAUACGGCGGGCAUGGGUUAUUUGACAAGUUUGGCGGGUAUGGGGAUAAGGGUAAAUACGGCGGGCAUGGAUUAUCUGACAAGUUUGGCGGGUAUGGCGGGUAUGGCGGCCACGGUCUGCUAGGAUUCUACCCGUUUUUGGGAUAUUACCCGUUCUACGGAUGAACGAGAGGAAGUGACUGGCAAUCCUUUGGAAGAAGAAAAAAAAAAAAAAAAACAUCGUGUGAGUGAUAAUCGGCGGAAUCUUCUAAGUGUCACGUUUCUGAAAUACUCCUGAAACUGCUGUUAUUCACGAUGCUAACUCUAAAAUAAAUCAUAUAUCUUUUUA
Penaeus chinensis is the source of this 735-nucleotide messenger RNA. RefSeq names its product keratin-associated protein 19-2-like. NCBI's taxonomy places the organism in Eukaryota, Metazoa, Arthropoda, Malacostraca, Decapoda, Penaeidae. The transcript is spliced from 3 exons. The coding region runs from base 102 to 572 and encodes 156 amino acids. The record is from RefSeq and is a predicted model, not a curated record.